Messenger RNA from Eimeria necatrix, 753 nucleotides. RefSeq lists its product as hypothetical. The transcript has 9 exons. Bases 1 to 753 code for a protein of 250 amino acids. Lineage: Eukaryota; Apicomplexa; Conoidasida; Eucoccidiorida; Eimeriidae. The record is from RefSeq and is a predicted model, not a curated record.
AUGUGCUCCGCCUAUUUUGGAGCUGAGAAGCCCGUUGCAGAUGUCGAAGCCACUGUUCACUUCAUGCUCUCACCCAAACUGGUCAGUGGCUUGGAAGCAAACAAGCAGCAGCGCGAGCAACGCGGUUGCAGCGAAGUCGAGAGAGACUCGUAUGAUCAAUUAGAGGGACAGCAGGAAUACACCAGCGCCACAACUAGUGCUAGGGCAAAGGAAGAUGUGUACUUCAGAUUUGAAGGCGAGCAUCUGAUCCAUACACCAAGCAGGACAAUUCUUGCGUCAAAGUUCGAAUUUUGGCUUGACAGGCCGGCUUCAGCAUCGAGAGGUUUCUGCGUUGUUGUUCGCAUGUCCCCUCGGGCUUACCAGAAAAUUCCCAGGCUUCUUGAAGUGCUGAGGGGCAGGCGGGAAAAAGCUUGUCAACGAGUCACGCGCGACUUGCUUGAUGGUCUCGGAAAUACUGCGCUCACAUCAGGCUUGGUGAAACGCCAAGAGCUGCAGACAGCCAUGCAGCGUACUGACAGGCAAGAUAUGGCUUUCAUCAUGCAAACUGUCCCAGGUAAUGACCGCGGAGACGUCUAUUACGAGGCAUUACCAACACUCCUCCAAGUACUUAGGAGGGAGAGUAUCAACAACUCUGUGCUCGAAGUUGACAAGGAAGCGAUAAGAGAGGAGCUCAGCAGGACAGUCAUAGAAGUGUACGUAACUCGAAUUUGCAGCCUCGAGAUAUUUUUGCUGACUUUGUCGUUAUGGUUCUGA